CGGGCGAGAAGAGGCUUGUCCUCCCCAUCCACCCCCUCACCCAGCCGCGUUCCGGUCCGCCUCUAUGCAGCUCACCGUCGGCAUGAUUGUUGUGCCCGACGCGCUGUCUUUUCCAUAAGCGCUGGAUUUUCCAUGACGGGCUUGGAGGUGACAGGAUGAAGCGGGACACGUGCGCGGCCACAAUCAUAAUGUUGCUGCUUUCAGCUGUCCAUUGCAACAACAGGUCUCCACCGGGAAAACCGGUACUGCUUGGUUGCCGGUCCCCCGAGAAGGAGACGUUCACCUGCUGGUGGGAGCCAGGUGUCGACGGAGGACUUCCCACCACACAUCGCUUAUACUACCAGAGAGAACGAUUGGAGGGGACACACGAGUGUCCAGACUAUAGCUCGGCUGGAAACAACACCUGCUUCUUUGACAGAAUCCACACGUCCAUUUGGGUUGACUACUACUUGACAGUGGUGGCCUCCAACACCCUGGGGAACGCCACUUCGGACGUCUUAAAGAUCGACGUGAUGGAAAUUGUGAAGCCUGACACACCUGAACACGUCACGCUCUCGACGGAGGACCGAGUUGAAAGUCAGAGUCUGCACGUGAGCUGGGAGCAUCCCGGGGACGUGGACAUCAAGUCCGGCUGGGCCACGCUGGAAUAUCAGAUAAGAGCCAGAGAACAACAACGAGUAGGAGACAACAACAACUGGAAGGAGUAUAAGGCCGGGACACAAACCCAAUUCACACUCUACGGCGUUCAUCCCGGGGCGGUGUUUGUGGUCCAGGUGCGGUGCCGACUGGAUCACGGCUCCUGGAGUUCGUGGAGCGAAGCCUCCUACAUGAAGAUCCCUAACAGUAUUCGGAAGGAGAAACCCUUUUGGGUGUUAGUUUUGGCUCUCUCUUGCUUUUUGUUUCUCGCAGCACUUUGGCUCAUGGUCUUGAAGAGGAAAAGUGUGAUACGGCGUCUGCUUCCGCCUGUUCCGGCUCCAAAGAUACGAGGGGUUGACUUCCAGUUGGUCAAGAGUGGGCAACCCGAAGACCUCGCCAGCGCAUUGAUCAUCCACCAGGACUUCCCUCCUGCGGUGGCCUGGAAGGACUACAUGGUCGACUACCUAAUUGUGUCGGAUCAUACGGCUCAGCAGAGGAGCGCGGUGAGUUCGGCCUGCUUCAGUUCCGACUACCAACUUAAGGACAACCGAGCAGAGCCGAAUUUGAAGAUGCCGCCUGCUGUCAACCGGGAAGAUGGCUGCGGUGAUUUUUCAAACCACAGCAGCUAUGUGCACAUUGAGACACACGCCGGGCUGGAGUUGGACUACACCAGAGUCAAAGACGUGACAUCCGACAACGUCGUCCUCCUCGAGAACAUGGAGGUUCUCGGACCGGAGAAAGUCCCUGAGGAAUAUAGCAAGAUGGUGGACAGUAAAAUGCUGUUGCUUCCGAAAAAGAACUUCCAGUUGGAACGUCACAAGAAGCUGCCGCCCACACACUCUCGUAUGGAUUGCGAUCUCAUCGACAACGGAUACGUAGACGCCAUCCUGACCCCACCUUUCGGGAAAACGUCUUCGACCUAUUGAAGGUUGAUACAGGAUGGAUUUGUUUUUGUAUCAAGACUUUUGGUGUCCCAACUCAACAUUGUGCUGGGGCACCAAGUAAUCCUCAUAUGUUGGUAGGUGCCAUUCCAAACAGCAUCCCGCUCCACAAAAGUUCAUGUUGAUCUGUGUUUUUUGGUUGGAAAUUUGGUCAUUCAUUUGUGGAAAGAAUGAUAAGUAACAGAGGAGUGGGGGGGGGGGGGGGGGGGGGGGACGUCACCUCAUGCCAAAAUGUAAUUUAUUAAUUGGAAUCAUUGAAAAUAGGUAGUCAAUCUUAAUCUUUCAUCACAUAUGGCCUGUCUUUACAUACACUCGUAUACAUAUUAGUUUCAUUAUUUUUUUUAACAACUAAUAAAUAAAAAUCACAA
Molecule: messenger RNA, 1945 nt
Organism: Syngnathus acus (greater pipefish)
Lineage: Eukaryota; Metazoa; Chordata; Actinopteri; Syngnathiformes; Syngnathidae
Gene: prlrb
Product: prolactin receptor b
Exons: 9
Coding region: 156-1562 (468 amino acids)
Biological process (GO): cytokine-mediated signaling pathway
Cellular component (GO): signaling receptor complex; external side of plasma membrane
Molecular function (GO): cytokine binding; cytokine receptor activity
Source: RefSeq, a predicted model, not a curated record